Messenger RNA from Colletotrichum lupini, 2550 nucleotides. RefSeq names its product fungal specific transcription factor domain-containing protein. The transcript has 10 exons. Gene Ontology annotation, molecular function: zinc ion binding; RNA polymerase II cis-regulatory region sequence-specific DNA binding; DNA-binding transcription factor activity, RNA polymerase II-specific. The record is from RefSeq and is a predicted model, not a curated record. Gene Ontology annotation, biological process: positive regulation of transcription from RNA polymerase II promoter by galactose. Gene Ontology annotation, cellular component: nucleus. The coding region runs from base 1 to 2550 and encodes 849 amino acids. Lineage: Eukaryota; Fungi; Ascomycota; Sordariomycetes; Glomerellales; Glomerellaceae.
AUGCUUAGAUACAAUAGCGACAUUUCAGAAGACCAACCGCGUUUCGUCAAUACUGUCAACGUGACGAGUUCGGUGCUCUUCCCUAACUCCCCGCCCUCCCCUUUCAACUACACCGGGGACUUGAUCAUCUUUCUCUCUAAAUCCCCGCCUCCACCAGUCUCUGCCCUAUCGUGCCGCACAACUUGUAAGCUGUAUGAAGACUUUCCUCGGGAAAUGGAGAACAGCACUCCCGGGCCAACAGGCGCGUCGACUCGGAAGCGGAAGCGUAUCCCGAUUGCUUGCAGCUCCUGCCGUGCUCGGAAGUCGAGGGUGAGUGCGAGAUUCUCGGACUACCACGCUGGUGGGAGCCAGUAUUGGCAGUUUUCGCCUGAACGGGAUCUUCCCGCCCAGCAGUGCUCCGCUUGCGUCGAACAAGGUAUCGAAUGUAUCUACGCAGCCAACUCUGGUGGGAGCAAUGCGCUGGUACCGAAACAAUAUCUCGAACAAGUUGAACACCGCUUAGCCGAUGUCGAAGAAGAAAUCAGUCGGCUGAAAAGACUUAUACCCGCCUCGUUUCUACAAGGAAAGCAACACGUCCUCUUUCCACGUAGUGUUUCUGGCCGUACCGACGACAUUUCGGAAGUCAACUAUCCCGAGGAGUCACUGAAUGUUGAGGAUGGAAGCGUCACGCAGGGGAUCACCCCCGACGCGACAGACGGUGUUGGUACUAUUGAAUUUACCACAGACGAGUCUUGGGCGUAUUUCGGGCCGUCAUCCAAUAUCGCCUUCACGAGAAUUAUUCGCCGCACGCUCGACCACUUAUUGAACAAGACCCAAAAAGAUGAGCGCGGAGAUGCAUCCUCGACACCUGCAAAACAUGCACAACAACACAUCCUGGCUGUCUCGAGAUCUCAGUCACCAGUCACUGAUUCCUUCGACUCAAGGAAACUUGAAAAGCCAUCCGAGGCAUUGCGUUUGCCACCCGAAGAAGAGGUCAUCAAUCUUGUGCGCCAAUUCUUCCGUGACACAGGUCUCCUAUUUCCUUAUAUACACGAAGAAAGUUUCUGGAAAACGUACGCUCAGUACCGAGAAACGGGCAUGCAAAAUGCGAAAACCGCUUGGCUUGCACUAUUGCACAUGGUUUUGGCCAUGGCAACGAGUACCAUGAACGCUACAGGUGUCGGUUUGAGCGAUCGACAGGCAAUUUCAGAGGUUCAUUACCGGCGCGCCAAAGCCCUCUCUAUGACUGAGAUGAUGACAGGGGCCAACGUAGAAGCAGGUACUGCUGCAGUCCCUUGCCUUCCGUCUUCAGUAUCUGCUAUAUCUUCCCAUACCUUCAAGGCAGCCAACGGUCUAUACAGACAUGGGCAAUACACGGGCUCGCUAACACUGAGUAUGACCUUCGGCCGGCCGCCCAUUAUUCCGCAAAACUAUAUUCGAACACCGUUGCCAAGACAUUUCAUUUCCCAUCAAAGAACUUCCGAUAUCUCGAGAUGGUCUAACGAGGAAGAGAGCACUAUGUUUUGGAACGCAUCAAUGUUUGACUACCACAAAGCCUCCCCUUGCCUAAUGUUGACUAAUAACUGUCUACCUAGCACGCUUUACGGUGUGACCGCCGCCGUGAUUGACGAUCUAUACGAAAGCAAUAUCGGGUCAAUAUCUGCCAUUCCGUUAACAAACACCGUGGCUAGUGUGAUACAGAUUGGACAGAAAUUGGCUGAUUGGCAGGCAUCUUUACCUCUAUCGAUGCAACUUGUAGAGCCGAGUGAAGUCGCCAGCCCUGAGGGGAAGUUGAUGUUACUGAAGUUCCGAGUGAUACUGACAGUUCGGUAUCAUAAUUUGCAACUCCUGUCGCAUCGCCCAAUACUAGACCGCUGUCUACAAUCAUUCGAUGGAAGCCCUCAGUCUCUCCAGGAAGCAGCCACGCUGCAACAGGCGUGGCAUCUUAGUAGAACAGUAUGCCUGCGGUCGGCGGAAGCUAUCAUUCGCUUAGUUGAAGCCUGCAAACUUGCGAAUAAUGUCCAGCCUACCGUUUCAUUCCUUGGAGCAUGGUGGUUUAGCCUGUACUUCAGUAAGUUUGGCCUGCUACCUAGAAGGAUGCCAGCUAAUCUCACAAAAGCCUUCAAUGCCUCUUUAACUAUUCUGGUCGAAGAUAGCUAUGGGUCUAUGCCUUUUGAUCAAGGAUAUACAAAUACCGCUAUACGGCUUGACGAUAUUCUAAAGAGUGCAGUCAGUUGCAUUGCGCGAUUGGAUAUCCAGAACCCCAUGGUAGAGAAGUGCGCAAAGUUCACUGCGACCUUGAUCUUCAUGAUUCAAAGCUUGCAAAUGACUCCGGGUCGGGACGAUAUCGCUCAUGAAGUGGGAGGGAUGGGGCCAAGCCACGCAAUUCCCUCGAAUGGAGGUGAGAACGCGCAAAGCACGCAUAUAUCGGCGAAUAGCGGAAUGGACGACGCCUUUUCUACCCUGAUGAACUAUCUCCCACCCAACUUCAACGAUUUCCCCAACACUGGUGCAAACUUCUCCAUGUCUGAGUUGAUGGAUGAUUUUGCUACAGGGGACUUAUUUUGGUAG